Dermacentor silvarum is the source of this 405-nucleotide messenger RNA. Its product is annotated as neuropeptide-like protein 29. Lineage: Eukaryota; Metazoa; Arthropoda; Arachnida; Ixodida; Ixodidae. The coding region runs from base 51 to 284 and encodes 77 amino acids. The transcript has 2 exons. The record is from RefSeq and is a predicted model, not a curated record.
AUCAUUGUCUCAUCUGCCCCCUGCGCAUUACGCCAACAGGACUUACAGCCAUGUUCUCUCUGAGCACCAAGACCUUCCUCCUCACACUUGUGGUACUGGCUGCCCUCUGCAGCCUGGCAACUGCCCAGUUCGGCUACGGACGUGGACGUGGCUACGGUGGCUACGGUGGCUACGGUGGCUAUGGUGGCUACGGCCGAGGCUUCGGUGGCGGAUAUGGUCGAGGCUUCGGUGGUGGAUAUGGUCGCGGCUUCGGUGGUGGAUAUGGCCGCGGAUUCUACGGCUGAGACGGAAGAGCUGCGAGAUGCUUCAAGACGUGUCAGUGCCAAACAAGUCAGAUAUGUGAUGUCUCUGUCCAGUCCCUGAAACAAAUGAAUAAACUAUUUGUAAUGAUUUUACGAAAUUGCU